Molecule: messenger RNA, 1964 nt
Organism: Ceratitis capitata (Mediterranean fruit fly)
Lineage: Eukaryota; Metazoa; Arthropoda; Insecta; Diptera; Tephritidae
Product: protein valois
Exons: 5
Coding region: 229-1311 (360 amino acids)
Biological process (GO): oocyte axis specification
Cellular component (GO): methylosome
Molecular function (GO): protein binding
Source: RefSeq, a predicted model, not a curated record
AUCAAAUAGGCUUCAAUAAUGGUUUUUGAUGCUUCAGUGGCUUCCUCAAUUCCUACUGCUUUUAUCGGCUCAAAUUGCGAAUUUAAAAAACAAGAAAUGUGGCAGCACUUUUCACAACCGGCUAUUAUAACCUCAAAAACGAAAACAUCAACACAAUCACUUUGAAGGAAGAAUUUCCUUUUUGGCAAUAGUCAACUCAUUUGCAAUUUCACAUUCAUUUUAUAAAAAAUGUUUCCAACAAAGCAUGGCUUGAUAUUUCGAAUGCCAGAACAACAUCAACCACCCGAUGACAGCGAACUCGCGGGCAAUACAAACUACCCCAAUUUGAAUUCGCGUGACUACGCAAAGAGACCACUUAAUCGUCAUAUCCGCAUGCAUAAAGCUUGGGAAUGUUUAUCACUGAACACCGAACAACAGGCAGUUAUAGGGACAAAUAAAUUAUCGGGACGUGAGUGGUCAGGAUCAUUAUGGGGAUUUGAAGAUGUUAGCGAUGGAAGCAUGCUGAAACCUUCAAACGCUGCCUACAAACUGCAAUGCCAGUCAUUGAUAUCCUGCCUCGAUUUUGUUACAGAAAAUAUUUUCAUCGUAGCAUUGCGCUCGGGCCGCGUACAAGUAUGGUCUACAAGAUCAGAGGUACGUAAUCCACAAACUCCUUACUGCAUGUUCUUAAUUGGCGAAAAGUGUGAACAUAUGCGUCCAAUUACUUGUUUGGCUACAAAAAUUAAUCUGGAUCAUGCGGUUACCGGUGACAAAAACGGCACAUUAAAAGUCUGGGAUAUGGGUUCUGCGGAUCUGUUUUCUAUACAUACAUUUCGGUAUGCUCAUACAGAUGUAAUAACCGGCGUUGCAACAUCGCAUAGCGAUACUUCAGUUUUUGCCACCUGCUCAUUUGAUCAAAGUGCUUUGCUUUGGGAUGAAAGGCUGACGAGACCAGCGAUAGGAUUGUAUGAGCAUUCCCCCUCGCGCUUCAAGGAUGUAGCUUGGUCAGGUAGUAACGAACACUUAGUGUUUUUGGGAGAUGAGUCGGGUUUUGUUCACACUGUUGAUACGCGGUUGCCCAAAGGCUUUUUGCAGAGUACUAAGAUUUUGAACAGACCAAUUCAUAAAAUAACACCAAAAGGAAAAAAAUUGGCAAUUAUAGGCGAUACAAACGUAAUUAAGGUAGUUGACGAGCAUCAUAAUGUUUCCAUCUACGAAAAUACCGAAUCCGAGAAUUUAGUACGUGAUGCUGUUUGGCGCAGCGAUACAGAUUUACUGACGGUGGGAUAUGAGGGCAAAUUGCGUGUACAUAAGUUACAAAAUCAAGAUUAAAAAAUAGAUUAUAUUUUUUUUUUUUAGUAUUUUAUACCUUUCGGAACACAUAAAGCGAAGGUUUAGUUAAUAUAAAACAAUAAUAAAUACCAAACUCCUUAAUUCACGCUAGCUUACGAAAUUAUUCGAGUGAAAGGCUCUCAUAAAUCUAACACAAAAAUUUUCAUUGAAUCCGAAUAGUGGAAAACAUAUUGAGAUAAAGCUAUAGUUCGAUUUUCUGAUACCUAAAUAUAUUGAAGAAACAUUUUGUAGUUUAAUUAAAAUAUAAAAUAAUAUACGUUUUUCUUAUAUUCGCAUAUCUAAUCUCAUAGUGCACCUACUUAUUUAAAUACUACCCAUUUGAAUACAUUAAUUGCUAUUCCACUUUUCAUGAUAAGAAUAAAUAACACAAAGAUUGCUACCAAUCAGGUUACACAUAUUCCUGGGACAACUACUCAUUUAUAAAAUUUAAAUUUAUAUUUUUAUUCGCCAAAAGUUUUGCUAAGAAUGCUUACCGCGACAUAUUUUAUGAAUAGGCUAAAAUAAUUGCUAAAACCUUCCAAAUAAAAGACCAAUGGAUGUUUUAAUUUAUCGCAAAUUAUUGAAGCAUAAAAUAAAUAAAUACAAAUGUACAAAGAUAAAAUAGUAAAAAAUAAAACGUAUUAAGAUUUUCC